UUCCAAGCGCAGCUAGUAAACAAAAAAACAACCAGGAAAAAAACAGAAAAUGGCUCCUAAUUUCCCCUCCAUUUCCUCCAGCUUUGUGAGCUUCUGUUCUUAGGGUUUUCCGAAGUUUAUCUUCUCCGAUUUUCCUCCUAGAUAGGAAAAUAUCGUGAUUUUUUUUUUGAAUCUUAAUUCCUCAAAGAAUUCGUGAAUUUGAUUUUUUUUUUCCGCCAGUAAUUUGUUAGGGUUUUCCAACAUUUGGUUUCCAGCCGAAAUCCCUAUUUGAAGACGUGUUUUUUGUCUCACAUUUCUGAGCAAAAUGAGGGAAUCUGUGAGUUGGCUUCAAGAUUCAACCUUUGGUUGAGUACUACUCCGGUUAUUUGAACUCUUUUGCGGAGGGUGAAAUUUUGAAAAUGCCGGGGCAUAAAUCUGAAGCAGAGAAAGGAGCUGGCGAGAAGCAGCUACGCAGAGACCCUUACGAGGUUUUGGGAGUCAACAGAAAUUCUACUGAUCAGGAAAUUAAGAGCGCCUAUCGGAAAUUGGCUCUAAAAUAUCAUCCGGACAAAAAUGCAAAUGAUGCUAAGGCCGCGGAUAUGUUCAAAGAGGUCACGUUCUCGUAUAACAUUUUGUCAGAUCCAGAUAAAAGGCGGCAAUAUGACUCAGCAGGUUUUGAGGGUGUUGAAUCAGAAAGCCAGGAACUGGAACUGGAUCUUUCAAGUUUAGGAACUGUCAAUACUAUGUUUGCUGCAAUUUUUAGUAAGCUCGGAGUUCCUAUCAAAACUACAGUAUCAGCCACUGUCUUGGAGGAAGCAUUAAAUGGUGCGGUAACCAUUCGUCCACUCCCACUUGGGCAACCUUUGUGUAGGAAGGUUGAAAAGCAAUGUGCUCACUUUUAUUCUGUUACCAUAACAGAAAAGGAGGUACAGGCCGGAUUUGUUUGCAGAGUCUAUUCAGCAGAUAAAAGCAAGUUUAAGCUAUUGUACUUUGAUCAGGAAGAAAAUGGCGGACUAAGCCUUGCUUUACAGGAGGAUAGUUCAAAAACAGGGAAGAUUACAUGUGCUGGCAUGUAUUUUCUUGGGUUCCCUGUUUACCGGAUGGAUCCAGCCCAAUCUGUGGCAGCCGUAAAAGAUCCAGAUGCUGCUUUCUUCAAAAAGCUGGACGGAUUUCAGCCAUGUGAAAUAACUGAAUUGAAAGCUGGCACCCAUUAUUUUGCAGUUUAUGGUGAUAAUUUUUUCAAAAGCGUAAGCUACACUAUAGAAGUUCUUUCUGCCGAACCUUUUCCAGAAGAGAAGGAGAAUCUUCGAUUGGUGGAAGCUCAAAUUUUGUCCAAAAGGAUUGAACUCUCUAAGUUUGAAACGGAAUACAGGGAGGUUCUAGCACAAUUCACCGAGAUGACCAGUAGAUAUGCCCAAGAAAUGCAAGCUAUUGAUGAGCUUCUCAAAAAUCGGAAUGAAAUACAUGCAUCUUAUACAACUGCUCCGCAAAUAAAACGUAGCAGUAGUGGUCGAAGCAAGAACAAGGCCACAUUCAAGGAAAGUGAAGAUGGCCAAGGGAGGGACAAAAAGCCUUCUAGGGACCGGUUGAAGAAAAAGAGAUGGUACAAUCUCCCCUUAAAGGUGGACAAAAGGAAGCCUUGCGGAAUGGAAUGACUAUGCCGUCCAUCUGUACUGUAAUAUUGCUUCUUCAUUCUCAUCUAUUUUCCUAUGCUCUGCCCUUUAAGAUUCUCAUGUAUUGUAAAUUGAAACAUUUCAUUCAUUGGAAUUUUUUAUCGACUGGAGCUGAUCUGAAGCCACCCAAAACUGGAAUUGAUGAAGAUGGACUGCCAGUAGCAGUGGUUAUUCCUUCAUCCUCGUCUGUGUAUCUUUUAGGCCUUUGAAGUCGUAUAACGUUUACAGUUGGUAUCUUCCAAUCCAAGCUGAAGUCGAUGCAAUUAUGUAACAUUCCCACAUUUAAUAUGAAGUCGGAAAGUUUGGGUAUGGUGAAGAGUAAAGAAACUGUUUUCAUGGUAUGCUUUCCAGUUUCUACCAAGUUGGUUAAAAGAAUUCUCGUGUAGGUUUUUAAUUGUUGUGUUGGAGUAAUACAGAACUCCAUGUUUAUUAUGUAUGCAUCCUUCUUUUUCUUUUUCUUUUUUUAAGUAGGCAGUACAUAUCUUAUAUAUAUAUAUAUGUAUUUUUUUUGGUUUUCUGAGGGGACAUAUCUUAUAUUUUGAGUAGUCCAUGUAUGUUAUGAGGAA
This is a messenger RNA of Sesamum indicum (sesame), 2218 nucleotides long. RefSeq names its product ARG1-like 1 (gene ARL1). Lineage: Eukaryota; Viridiplantae; Streptophyta; Magnoliopsida; Lamiales; Pedaliaceae. The record is from RefSeq and is a predicted model, not a curated record.